Messenger RNA from Punica granatum (pomegranate), 1186 nucleotides. Lineage: Eukaryota; Viridiplantae; Streptophyta; Magnoliopsida; Myrtales; Lythraceae. The record is from RefSeq and is a predicted model, not a curated record.
GCUACCGGAGCCCCCACGUUCACCGGGACAUCCGGGAUGCAUCAGACCGUCGGAUAGUCGAUCCUAAUGAUCAGACGGCCUGGAAUCUCCGACAGUGGCGGUUACACCGUGAGACACUGUAGCAUAUCCCCUUCACUCCCGGCAGUUAAAAACCCCGCGGUUCCUCGUUCCCUCUUCAAACAAUCAUCAAAUGCCCAGACAAAGAACAGAGCAAAGAGCAGAACCAUUUCCUGCUGGCAAUUUUCACCAUAUAUUUUUCUUCUUCUGUUGGAAGCCAAGGAUAAUUCGGCUUCAUCAUGCCCAGCAACCCUCUCCGAGAGUCUCAGCAAAUUCGGCUGCUCGACAAGCUCGGAGUGUUCGAGAUCCGGGGCAGAGAUAAAUGCGGCCGCAAGGUCCUCUGCGUCAUCGGAAAACUAUUCCCCGCUCGGUUUGUGAGCGUUGAAGGGUUGAAGAUGUACUUGGAGGAGAGGAUAUACCCGAAGUUGGAGGGGAGGCCUUUCUCCGUGGUGUACGUGCACACCGGCGUGCAGAGGACUGAGAAUUGUCCCGGGAUCUCCAUCAUCAGAUCGAUCUAUGAGGCGAUUCCGAUUGAUGUCAAGCAGAACCUUGAGGUGGUCUACUUCGUGCACCCUGGCAUCCAGGCUCGGCUCUUCCUCGCGACCUUUGGCCGUCUCCUCUUCAGUGGAGGGCUGUAUUCGAAGCUGAAGUAUGUGAACAGGUUAGAGUUCUUGUGGGAGCACGUGCGGAGGAGGGAGAUGGGGGAGAUGCCUGACUUCGUGAACGAGCACGAUGAGGAGCUCGAGCGUUGCAACACGACGAUAGACUAUGGGUUGGAGAGCGAUCACCCGAGGAUCCACUUUGGCACGGCCUCGAUGGACUCCAUGGUCCCCAGCUAUUCCAUGAGGUGCAUUGCUUAGGAACGUAUUGGUGUCAUGUCACAGAACCUUUCUAUGCUUUAGAAUGAAGUAAAGCGAGAGUUGCUUUACUCUUCCACAAAUAGGUUGGGAUUCUCUUCACAUCUGGAUAAAGGUUGUCCUUAGACCAGCUUAUUUUCCCCCUUUUCUGUCUUGGGCAUGCUUAUCCUUGUUGAUGGGUUAAAAGCAAAAGCAAAAGAAGGUUGUGUUUUGUUUAUUGACAUCGUGGUCCAUGAGUCUUUGAAUACGAGCUAUAUCACAAUUUACAAGUA